GAGUAGGAGAAGAAACAGUUCUGCGCAAUCAUGUUAUCCUUUGUUAGGCUCUCUCCCAGUUAUCGUUUGUCCUCUUUUGCGCUAAUGCCUUCCUUAGCUUCUGCUUCUUCCUUUGUUAACUCACAUGUCUCAACGUCAUCUUCUUCCUUCUUCAACUGGGUUUCGAAAUCUAAGCUCAAGAAUUCUCACAGAGCAUCCUCUGAAGGAGUUCCCAAUGAGUUGAUUGAAGACUCAAAGUUUGUUCCUUUGAAAGCUGAUGACCCUAAUUAUGGUCCACCUGCCUUACUGUUAUUGGGCUUUGAAGUAAACGAGGCUUCAAAGAUUCGACAGCUGCUGAAAGAGUUAGAUGGGGAAUUCCUGAAGGUUAUCUUUUGUACGAAAGGCAUGGUCACUUGCUCUCUUUGGGAAGCAAUGCAUACGACACAAUCCAAUCUGAAAGAAGACGAGAUUGAUAAAUCACUGCCUCGGAUAUGCUUCUUAUCUGGUUUAAGUGGGGAGGAGAUGAUGAUGUUCAUAGACGCUUUCCCUGAAACCGGACUUAAACCAGCCGUGUUUGCGGCUCUUGUUCCCAACAGUGCCAACAAACCAAUUCAGGAGUUGAUAGAAGAAAUAAUGGGUGACCAUGAGAUGCUGACUGGUGAAACGAUGUGAAGAGUCUACCCAGAAGUGGAUUGCAGAAUCUAACUGCUAUGACAGUCUGAUUUCGUUGAGGCAAACUUUGCUUCCACAGUAUCAUGCACAGAAUGCAUUGUAAAUUUAAAUCUGAUGUCUUCACCAUAACUUGUGGAAGUGGUAUAUAUUGUUAAUAUACCUCAGUUUCGACGGCCAAUAUUGUUCAUUCACUGAGAAUGUAAUCUGUUAUUUUGCUUUGGCGUUGCUUAGAAUUUUGGUUGAGAAAUAUUUUUGGUCUGAGGAAAAGAGAUAACCCGUGCUGCAAGGAACUGAUUUUUUUUUUUUUUAAUUGAGUUUAUAUAUGACCUGAAA
Molecule: messenger RNA, 984 nt
Organism: Neltuma alba
Lineage: Eukaryota; Viridiplantae; Streptophyta; Magnoliopsida; Fabales; Fabaceae
Exons: 8
Coding region: 31-651 (206 amino acids)
Source: RefSeq, a predicted model, not a curated record